Molecule: messenger RNA, 1653 nt
Organism: Striga hermonthica
Lineage: Eukaryota; Viridiplantae; Streptophyta; Magnoliopsida; Lamiales; Orobanchaceae
Source: the annotation of a GenBank genome assembly
GUCGGCUUUCCGAUCUCAUUUCAUCGGGGCUCAAGUCUGCCUAAUCCCAAAAGAAUCUCUUGCAAAUGUCACUCAAAAAGAUGAUGAAAGUGUCAAGGAUUAUAUUGCCCGAUUUAAUGACCGAGUUCAGAAUAUGGAACCCUGUCAUCCUGAAACUCUGCUUGUCAUGGCUAUCGCUGGGCUAAAACCGAACUCAAUUUUCCGCUGGACAAUAUGCCAAAAUAAACCGAAUACUUUUCAAGAAUUUCUCGCUCGAGCUCAGCAACAUAUUAUAGCUGAGGAAGCCAUGUCGGUCCCCGACUUUAACUUUAAUCUGAAGCCAUCUAAGGCGGGAACCGAUGAGAAGAAGAAGAACAAAUAUUUUGAAAGACAAAACAAGACUCAGUUCAGGGGGCCUCCCCGGGGAGAUCCCAACGAUCCUGAAGUUCGAGCGGCCCGAAAACAAUAUGCUACCGAUGUGAAGUCCGGUUAUCAAACCGUAUAUUCUGCAGGAGCAGCCACCAUAUAUGAAGAAAUCAAAGGGAAGGGCAUUUUACCAGAUCCCAAACCACUUCGGAUGCCCGAAGAAAAACUGGACAAGUCCCGGUAUUAUGAUUAUCAUAAAUCGCCAGGGCACAACACGGACGAGUGUUUGAGUUUGUUAGCCGCAUUGUUGCGUUUGAUUGGCCAUCCGCAACUUAGAAAGUUUUACUGUAAUACCGAUCCCCAGAGGCGAGGUCCGGGACGUCAGAUCGAACCCUUUGAUGAAGACGAUGAAGAGGACCGAGGUGCCAUGCCAAAACGCAUCCGACAAGGAGACAAGGAAGUAUUUAUGUUCACCUCGGAAACGCCCGAUUCAGACUUUACUGGAACUGCCCGAGGACGUAAACGAGGUCGAUCUCCUGAACCGAUGCAAAUCACCGUCCAUCGUGUCAAUACCAAUAACUCCCGGAGUACAUUGUCCCGUCGACAGAUCAAAGCCUAUGCCCGACAAGCCUACAACUCCAGCAAACAAGUGUACACUACAGAUUUAAGAGAUAUCCUCAACAAUCGGAAUUGUUCCAUAACUUUUAAUAUGGAGGAUGCUAAUCACUUCGCACACCCUCAUUCCGACGCACUUGUUAUCACCGUCCCAAUAUGCGGAAUCCCCGUACAUCGUGUUAUGGUGGAUACUGGGGCCUAUUCAAGCAUUUUGAUGUUAAAAGCUUUUGACAAAAUGGGACUUGAUCCCGCCGACAUCCGACCUUGCAAUGAUCAGAUACAAGGGUUCAAUGGCAGUAUUUCGAAGCCUAUCGGCGAGAUCACUUUACCUGUCAGAUUCGGCACUUUAGAGAAUGUCACCAAGCUCGUCAUGGAAACUUUCAAGAUUCUGGAUAUUAAUAAUGAGUACAAUGCCAUCAUCGGCAGAACAACAUUGUAUAAACUUCGAGCUGCAGUUUUGAUUUUUCACUAUGCUCUGAAGUUCCCGACUACACGAGGAGAAGGGACACACUUCGGAGACCAAAGAGAAGCUCGAGAACUUAUUACAUUCAUACCAUCUAGCGGCGUCCAUUCCACCUCGACAAACAACUCUCCAUCACAAAGCGUCUCGAACGACACGGCGUCCGAAGAACCGAACAACCACGUCAGUGAUCCUUCCACCUCGGAUCCUUUGACCGAAGACCGAGGUCGUCG